GACCGAUAAGGACAUCGUGCAAAAAUCCUUAGUGCGGCGGACGAGCUCGUUGUGAUUUGAUGCUGGUUAUUGGUCGCUGAAGGGAGAUUACGGUGAUUGUAGUUUUGCUCUGGGAGAUGCACAAAGGAGCAUUGGGAUGUUCCUCUACAAAGCCCUUAAACAGAGAGAUGAUGAUGAAGAAGACAGUCAGUCCCAGAAACCCUGGAUAGAAAGCACUUUCACCAAGAGGGAAUGUGUGUACAUACUUCCAGUGUCAAAGGACCCCCACAGAUGCCUUCCAGGAUGCCAGAUUUGCCAGCAGCUAGUCCGGUGCUGCUGUGGGCGUCUGGUGCGGCAGCAUGCUGGCUUCACAGCCAGCCUGGCCAACAAGUACUCGGACGUGAAGACGGGUGAGAGCUCUGGCGGGCCUGCGCCGGAGCUGGAAGAGUGGUCGGUGGAAAAACACACAGAGGCUAGCCCCACUGACGCCUAUGGUGUUGUUAACUUCCAGGGAGGCUCGCACUCAUAUAGAGCCAAGUAUGUGCGUUUGUCCUACGACUCUCGUCCAGAGAGCAUUCUACGGCUGAUGCUAAAGGAGUGGCACAUGGAGCUGCCUAAGAUCCUCAUCUCUGUCCACGGGGGUGUGCAAAACUUUGAGCUCCAUCCUCGCAUCAAGCAGGUGGUGGGCAAGGGCCUCAUCAAGGCAGCCGUCACCACGGGUGCCUGGAUUCUCACCGGCGGUGUCAACACAGGUGUAGCAAAGCAUGUUGGUGACGCUCUCAAAGAGCACUCUUCCAGAUCAUCAAAGAAGAUUUGCACGAUUGGCAUUGCAUCUUGGGGAGUCAUCGAAAACAGGACUGACCUCAUCGGGAGAGACAUCAUCGCUCCAUACCAGACGCUGCUCAACCCCCUUAGCAAACUCAAUGUUCUCAACAACCUCCACUCACAUUUCCUCCUUGUUGACGACGGCACGGUGGGCAAGUACGGUGCAGAGGUCCAACUGCGGCGGGACCUGGAGAAGCACAUUAACCUCCAAAGAAUACACGCACGUAUUGGUCAGGGUGUUCCUGUGGUGGCACUCAUCUUUGAGGGGGGUCCCAAUGUGAUCUUGACCGUGCUGGACUACCUUCAAGAGAGCCCUCCCGUUCCCGUAGUGGUGUGUGAGGGGACUGGCCGAGCCGCUGACAUGCUGGCCUACGUCCACAAGCAAACUGAAGAGGGCGGCGGUCUACCAGACGGUGUGGAGGCGGACAUCAUCGCCACCAUCAAGAAAACCUUCAACUUUAGCCAGAGCGACGCCAUCCAUCUUUUUCAGACUCUGAUGGAGUGCAUGAAGAGGAAAGAAUUGAUCACUGUGUUUCAUAUCAGCUCCGAGGAGAGCCAGGAUAUUGACGUCGCUAUUCUUAGGGCCUUACUCCAAGGCACAAAUGCUUCUGCCUUCGAUCAGCUGGUCCUGACCCUGGCGUGGGACCGCGUGGACAUUGCCAAGAAUCAUGUGUUUGUGUACGGACAGCAACUUUUGGUGAGCUCCUUGGAGCAAGCCAUGCUCGAUGCACUUGUGAUGGAUCGAGUGGACUUCGUCAAGUUGCUGAUUGAAAAUGGUGUCAGCAUGCACCGCUUCCUGACAAUCAGUCGGCUGGAGGAGCUUUACAACACUAAACAACCUCCCAACAAUCCAACUCUCCUUCACCUGGUUAGAGAUGUCAAGCAGAGCCACCUGCCUCCAAACUACAAGGUCACCUUAAUUGACGUGGGCCUAGUUAUUGAGUACCUAAUGGGUGGGACUUACAGGUGCAACUACACCAGGAAACGCUUUAGAAUCAUUUACAACAAUCUCCACGGCAGCAGUAGGAGGUCUGGGCGCCACCCGAUGGGCCCUGGCUCUCAUUUGAGGAAAAGUCAUGAGUCAUUCAGCAUGCAAGCUGAUAAGAAGGAGAAGACCAGGCAUAAUCAUUUCAUCAAGACUGCUCAGCCUUACAAACCAAAGCUGGAGUCCACCAAAGAGCAGAACAAGAAGCGAAACAAGGAGGAGAUCGUGGACAUCGACGACCCAGAGACGCGGCGCUUUCCUUACCCGUUCAACGAACUGCUUGUGUGGGCCGUGCUCAUGAAGCGGCAGAAAAUGUCACUGUUCUUCUGGCAGCACGGUGAGGAGAACAUGGCCAAGGCCCUGGUGGCAUGCAAGCUCUGCCGCUCCAUGGGCUACGAGGCCAAAAAGAGCGACGUGGUGGAUGACACGUCGGAGGAGCUCAAGGAGUACUCCAAUGAGUUCGGCACAUUGGCGGUGGACCUGUUGGAGCAGUCGUUUAGGCAGGAUGAGACUAUGGCCAUGAAGCUGCUCACCUACGAGCUGAAGAACUGGAGCAACUCCACCUGCCUGAAGCUGGCCGUCUCCUCGCACCUGCGACCCUUCGUGGCACACACCUGCACCCAGCUGCUGCUGUCUGACAUGUGGAUGGGGCGACUAAACAUGCGCAAGAACUCCUGGUACAAGGUGAUCCUGAGCAUUUUGGUGCCUCCUGCCAUUCUGCUUUUGGAGUAUAAGUCCAAGGCCGAGAUGGCGCACAUCCCGCAGAGCCAGGACGACCACCAGAUUACCAUGGAGGACAGCGAAAACAACUUCCAGAACAUUGCGGACGACAUCCAAAUGGAUGUGUUCAAGGAGGCCAGAUCCAACGACCCUACGGAGACAAAGACUGACAUGGAGACACACGUUCGCUCCAGGAAGCUGCCAUUAAACAGGAAAAUCUACGCCUUCUACCACGCUCCCAUUGUCAAGUUCUGGUCAAACACGCUCUUUUAUUUGGGUUUCUUGAUGCUCUACUCAUACGUGGUCCUGGUGAAAAUGCCUGAAUGGCCUUCUCCUCAAGAGUGGGUCGUCAUCCUCUACAUCUUCACCUCAGCCAUUGAAAAGAUUCGAGAGAUGUUUAUGUCAGAAGCAGGCAAAAUAAGUCAAAAGAUAAAGGUGUGGUUCGAUGACUACUUUAACGUCUCUGACUUCCUGGCCAUCGUGUCCUUCUUCAUCGGCUUCGGCUUAAGGCUCGGCGGAGGGAAAGCCUUCGUCCCUGGAAGGACGGUUUACUGUCUCAACAUCAUCUUCUGGUACGUGAGACUCCUCGAUAUCUUGGCCGUCAACCAGCAAGCUGGACCCUACGUCAUGAUGAUCGCCAAAAUGGUGGCCAAUAUGUUUUACAUUGUGGUGAUAAUGGCCAUUGUCCUGCUGAGCUAUGGCGUUCCUCGCAAGGCCAUUCUGUAUCCCCACGAAGAGCCAAGCUGGAAACUGGCCAAAGAUGUGGUUUUCCAGCCGUACUGGAUGAUGUACGGGGAAGUGUAUGCCUAUGAAAUCGAUGGUAAGGCCGGUGAGGAUGGAAAGGGAGAUUAUGAGGUGUGUGCCAACAACAGUGAAUCGUCAGUAAAGGGCCUGUGCACAGCAGGGGUGUGGCUGACUCCUCUCCUACAAGCAGUCUACCUCUUUGUACAGUACAUACUCAUGGUCAAUCUCCUCAUCGCCUUCUUUAACAAUGUGUAUCUCCAGGUGAAGUCCAUCUCCAAUUUAGUGUGGAAGUACCAGCGCUACCACUUCAUCAUGGCCUACCACGAGAAACCGGUCUUCCCACCACCCUUCAUCCUCCUGUGCCAUAUCUACUCGCUCUUCUGUAUGUGCGGAAAGAGAAAGAAGGAGCACACCUAUGGGCCAAAGCUAUUUCUCACAGAGGAAGACCAAAAGAAGCUUCAUGACUUUGAGGAGCAGUGCGUGGAGACGUACUUUCAUGAAAAGGACGACCAGUUUCACACAGGAAGUGAGGAACGCAUACGCCUCACUUCUGAAAGGGUUGAGAACAUGUGCAUGCAGCUGAAGGAGGUGGGCAACAAGGUCAACUUCAUCAAGCGCUCCUUGCACACGCUGGAUUCCCAAAUCGGUCACCUGCAAGACCUGUCUGCCCUCACCGUGGACACCUUGAAGACACUGACGGCUCAAAGGGCGUCCGAGGCCAGCAAGGUCCACAAUCAGAUCACCCGGGAGCUCAGCCUAUCCAAGAACGUGGUCCCCAGCAUCAUUCCCAUGGCGACGGACACCGGCCCCCAGUCCAAAUGCUCCGUGAUGGGGAAACGGAGCGUGGGGGCCUACUUAGGUUCAGCGAAUAUCGCAGACUCUCUUUUUGGGAUCGGCGCCGGGGGAUACGGGACUGAUAGUAGCCGUAGAGUUGGGCCGAGCCCCUUGCCAGGGCUGGGGCUGGAUCCAAAUCUGAGUCCAGAGAGGAGGGGCUUGUUAGGGCUCGGGCACCUCGCCGUAGAGGCUGGCUCCUCCGGCAGCUGUGCCUCCAGUGCCUUUGACCAAAGUGCUGUAGCCAUUUCCCCUGCAGAGCUGCAUUUCCGGGGCCACUCCCUCACCCGCCGUAAGCUGAGCCGUCCACACGAGCCGGAGUAUUCCGACUCACCAUCCAGCCUGCCCAAUGUGCCCUCGCGCGCGGCGCACUUCCACAUCAGCAGCACCCCCUCCCAGCCCAGCGGCUCCAGCCACCCAGAGCUCGCCUUGGCUGGGCUUUACCAGCAGCCAACUGAGAGCUCCGCUGUAGAGUUUGGGGCGUUCGUCGGACAUAAAGACUGUUCUGACCUCCUGCACUCUACACCCAAAGAGACCUGCAGCCCACAGCGCAGCCAGGCUACACGCCUGCAGCCUGAAGGUCAAGGUCCUAUUAGAGCCGUUAACUCCUACGCUGGUUUUACAGAGUUUGACAGGAGUCCUGCUUUUCUCCAUCCUGAUUCAACUCUGAGGAAGACUGAUCGGAGCAGAGUGUCAGCUGAAGACAUCCUCAUCCACGAGGAUCCUCGAACUUCAGUGCCGGAAAGAGUACAGGUCAAAUCAGCACAAGCAAGCAAUCUCCAACCCCCUGGAGAAGACACAUUAACUGCUUCAGUCUCUCUCUGCACACCUCGCCACUCUCACCUCGGAUCCAGAAAAGAUUCCAUCGGAUCACCUUUCAAACCAAUGGAAAGCUACCAGUACUCAGCUGUUGAGCGUAACAACCUGAUGAGAUUGUCACAGAGCAUCCCCUUUACGCCGGUGCCCCCUAGAGGAGAGCCGGUGACGGUGUACCGGUUGGAGGAGAGCUCGCCCAACACCAUCAACAACAGCAUGUCUUCCUGGGCCCAGCGCGGCCUCUGCGCCAAGAUCGAGUUUCUCAGCAAAGAGGAGAUGGGCGGCGGCCUCAGACGGGCCCUCAAAGUCCUCUGCACCUGGUCCGAGUACGACAUCCUCAAGCCUGGACAUCUGUACAUAGUUAAGUCCUUCCUGCCCGGGGUGGUCGAGACCUGGCAGAGCAUCUACAAGGAUGACACCGUGUUACACCUUUGUCUCAGGGAAAUUCAACAACAGCGAGCAGCGCAGAAGCUGACUGUGGCCUUCAACCAGAUCAGACCGAAGCCUAUUCCCUACUCGCCAAGGUUCCUGGAGGUGUUCCUGCUCUAUUGCCACUCUGCAGGCCAGUGGUUUGCCAUCGAGGAGUGCAUCACAGGAGAGUUCCGAAAGUUCAACAACAACAACGGUGACGAGAUAGCUCCCACCAACCUCCUGGAGGAGACCAUGCUGGCCUUCAGCCACUGGACCUACGAGUACACGCGCGGUGAGCUGCUGGUGCUCGACCUGCAGGGGGUGGGAGAGAUUCUGACCGAUCCAUCUGUUAUAAAGAGUGGCGAGAAGGGGUCUUACGACAUGAUUUUUGGACCGGCCAACUUAGGUGACGACGCCAUUAGGAACUACCGGGCGAAACAUCGCUGCAACUCUUGCUGCAGGAAGCUAAAACUUCCCGAUCUGAAGCGGAACGAGUACACGCCUGACCAGGUCAACCCGGGGGGUGGAGCCAAGGAACCGCACCAAUCAAUGAGGCUGAUGACGCUGUGAUCAAUCAUUAAACUGGAAGAAUGCCGCUCGUUUCCAGAGAAACGGCCCCCCGAUGUGUCAAAACGCUCAUGUUUGCAUGUGUGCGUGCAUACAUGAGCAGGUACAUGACUUAUUAUUAUUUAUUGAUGUUUCUUGGUGUUGCCUUCUUUGAACAUAUAUGUAUAUUACAAAAAAGGAGAAAUCAAAGUGCAUUGUACAUCUGUUACAGCGUUACUGCUUCAUUUUUAUUAAAUGUGCAAACAUCUUGUAUCCUUGCUUUGUAUCUCUUACUUUAAGAAAUCAUGUUUGAAAAAAAAGGGCACAUUGCAAUGCAACGUUUAAAGGACAUAAUUUAUUUUAUUCCAAAAAGUGUGUCCGCCCUCGUUAUUUUUCAUUGUUACAAAGGUACGAUUGCAAUAUCUUUGUCAUCACCUGUCAAUAAGCGCAGAUGGAGUAAAUCUAGUGUAUCUUAUAGAUACUGUUAUCUGCAUGAACAUAUACAGGAGCUUUGUCAUCUUUUAUUCAGGGCACACUUGAAGGGUAUUACUGUAUACAUUUUGUACUGAACAUUUUAAACAAAUAAAAUCUCAAGCAAAUUUCAUGUCACUUGGUUUAAAAUAUAUUGUACACUAUCCAUUUAUAUUCUAAUUUCUAUUAAACAUCUUUAUUCAA
Messenger RNA from Phyllopteryx taeniolatus (common seadragon), 6532 nucleotides. Its product is annotated as transient receptor potential cation channel subfamily M member 7-like. The record is from RefSeq and is a predicted model, not a curated record. NCBI's taxonomy places the organism in Eukaryota, Metazoa, Chordata, Actinopteri, Syngnathiformes, Syngnathidae. Gene Ontology annotation, molecular function: protein serine/threonine kinase activity; calcium channel activity; ATP binding. Gene Ontology annotation, biological process: calcium ion transport; protein tetramerization; monoatomic cation transmembrane transport. Gene Ontology annotation, cellular component: membrane.